Microthlaspi erraticum is the source of this 831-nucleotide messenger RNA. NCBI's taxonomy places the organism in Eukaryota, Viridiplantae, Streptophyta, Magnoliopsida, Brassicales, Brassicaceae. The record is from the annotation of a GenBank genome assembly.
AUGGGUUAUCCUGUUCGUGUUGUCAGGUCUGAAAAGAAGUGUACUGCAUAUGCCUCUGCGAAAGGAGUAAGAUAUGAUGGAGUUUACAGGAUUGAGAAGUGCUGGCGAAAAGUUGGAAAACAGGGUGUUUUUAAGAUGUGUCGUUACCUGUUUGUGAGAUGUGACAAUGAGGCAGCUCCAUGGACCAGUGAUGAGCAUGGAGAUCGUCCAAGAUCUUUGCCUAAUAUUCCAGAGCUUGAGAUGGCAACAGACUUGUUUGAGAGAAAGGAAAAUCCAUCAUGGGAUUUUGAUGAAAGUGAUGGUCGUUGGAAAUGGAUGAAGCCUCCACCAGCUAGCCAAAAGGCACUUAAUGCUUUGGACCCUAAUGAGAGAAAAAGUGUGAGGAAAGCCAGAAGUUCAACACAGACCGUGAGAGAGAAACUUCUAAAAGAAUUUAGCUGCCAAAUCUGUAGGCAAGUGAUGAGUCUUCCUGUGACAACGCCUUGUGCUCACAACUUCUGCAAGCCAUGCAUAGAAGGCAGAUUUGUUGGGCAAACUGUAAUGACAGAAAGAAGCAAAGGUGGACGUACACUUCGUGCCAGAAAGACCAUCAUGAACUGUCCUUGUUGCCCCACUGACAUUUCUGACUUUCUCCAAAACCUUCAGAGAUAUAAUGGCGGUGAUAGAGAAGCUGAAGAACAAGGAAGAGGAACCAGUGUAGAUGAAAACUCUGACAUUACUGAAGCAGCUGAAGAAGAAACUCCGCUUGUCACUGAAGAAGAUGCUGAACAACCGAGGAAAAGGAUCAAACUGGAUACUGACACACUAGUUUUUUCUGCGACUGUGGUGUAA